Messenger RNA from Cloeon dipterum, 670 nucleotides. Its product is annotated as nucleoside diphosphate kinase-like. Gene Ontology annotation, molecular function: nucleoside diphosphate kinase activity. NCBI's taxonomy places the organism in Eukaryota, Metazoa, Arthropoda, Insecta, Ephemeroptera, Baetidae. Gene Ontology annotation, biological process: CTP biosynthetic process; UTP biosynthetic process; GTP biosynthetic process. Bases 111 to 560 code for a protein of 149 amino acids. The transcript is spliced from 2 exons. The record is from RefSeq and is a predicted model, not a curated record.
CUCCCAAGUUCACAUUCCGACUGUAGGGGAUCGAGUUCACACUCUCGGUCCCAUCGUUCAUUCUUCGUAUCGACAAGUCGUACGCGAUUUUUCGCAUUGCUUUCCGAACCAUGGAGCGGUCCUUUCUGAUGGUGAAGCCCGACGGCGUCCAGCGUGGUCUGGUCGGUGAAAUCGUCCGUCGCUUUGAGGCCAAAGGGUUCAAACUGGUGGCCAUGAAAUUCGUGUGGGCUUCCGAGGACCUGCUCAAACAGCAUUACGCCGACCUUUCGUCCAAACCUUUCUUCCCAGGACUGGUCUCCUACAUGGCAUCUGGCCCGGUUGUGCCGAUGGUGUGGGAGGGAUUGGACGUGGUCAAGACAGGCCGUGUGAUGCUCGGCGCUACCAACCCAAAGGAUUCCGCCCCAGGCACCAUCCGCGGCGAUCUUUGCAUCGACGUCGGCCGCAACAUCAUCCACGGCUCCGACUCUGUGGAGUCGGCCAACAAGGAAAUCGCUUUGUGGUUCAAACCCGAGGAGCUUGUCCAGUGGCAGCACGCAUCCCACUCCUGGAUUUACGAAUAAAUUUGUUGCGCUGUACUAAAUUUUCGCAUGCACCACUUUCAACGAGCAAUUUCCUCAAACGGGUACAAAUAAAUAAACGCUCGAGAGACUUGACACCACCAAAAGUUCCA